Castor canadensis (American beaver) is the source of this 1539-nucleotide messenger RNA. RefSeq names its product matrix metallopeptidase 27 (gene Mmp27). Gene Ontology annotation, molecular function: zinc ion binding; metalloendopeptidase activity. Gene Ontology annotation, biological process: proteolysis; collagen catabolic process; extracellular matrix organization. The record is from RefSeq and is a predicted model, not a curated record. Gene Ontology annotation, cellular component: extracellular matrix. NCBI's taxonomy places the organism in Eukaryota, Metazoa, Chordata, Mammalia, Rodentia, Castoridae.
AUGAAGAAAUUUCUGCCUCUAUUUUUGUUUCUUGUAACAUUUUCUUCUGCAUUUCCUGCAGAUCGAAAGGUGGAAAAUGAAGAAAACAUGCAACUGGCUCAGGCAUAUCUCAACCAGUUCUACUCUCUUGAAAUAGAAGGCAGUCAUCUUGUGCAAAGUGAGAACAGGAGUGUCUUAGAUGGCAAAAUCCGGGAAAUGCAAGCAUUUUUUGGAUUGACAGUGACGGGAAAACUGGACUCCAACACACUUGAGAUCAUGAAGAUGCCCAGAUGUGGGGUGCCCGACGUGGGGCAGUAUGGCUACACUCUCCCUGGCUGGAGAAAACACAACCUCACAUACAGAAUAUUGAACUAUACUCCAGAUAUGCCACGAGCUGAUGUGGAUGAGGCCAUUCAAAAAGCACUGGAAGUGUGGAGCGCAGUCACUCCGCUAACUUUCACCAGGAUUUCCAGGGGAAUUGCAGAUGUCAUGAUUGCCUUUAGGACUCGAGUCCAUGGUUGGUGUCCUCGUUAUUUCGAUGGCCCCUUGGGAGUCCUUGGCCAUGCCUUUCCUCCUGGCCUGGGUCUGGGUGGCGACACUCACUUUGAUGAGGAUGAGAACUGGACCACUAAAGGCACAGUAGGAUUCAACUUGUUUCUUGUGGCUGCUCACGAAUUUGGUCAUUCACUGGGGCUCUCUCACUCCAAUGAUCACACAGCUUUGAUGUUCCCAAAUUAUGUCUCCUUGGACCCUAACAAAUACCCACUUUCCCAGGAUGAUAUCAGAGGAAUCCAGUCCAUCUAUGGCCUGCCAAAGUCACCUCCCAAGCCAAAGGGACCCAAUGUACCCCACGCUUGUGACCCUGGCCUGUCUUUUGAUGCUAUCACUACCCUGCGCAGAGAAGUAAUGUUCUUUAAAGGCAGGCACUUAUGGAGGAUCUAUUAUGAUAUUGAGGAUGUUGAAUUUGAAUUAAUUGCUUCACUCUGGCCAUCUCUGCCAGCUGAUCUUCAAGCUGCAUAUGAGAACCCCAAAGACAAGAUUCUGUUUUUUAAAGAUGAAAACUUCUGGGUAGUCAGAGGGUAUGCCAUCUUGCCAGGUUAUCCCAAAUCCAUCCAGACACUUGGCUUUCCAAGACGCGUGAAGAAAAUUGAUGCAGCUGUCUGUGACAGAAACACAAGGAAAACCUACUUCUUUGUGGGCAUUUGGUGCUGGAGGUAUGAUGAGAUGACCCAAACCAUGGACAGAGGGUUCCCACAAAGAGUGGUAAAAUUCUUCCCGGGAAUCAGUCUCCGUGUUGACGCUGCUUUCCAGCGUGAAGGUUUCUUCUAUUUCUUCCGUGGAUCAAAGCAAUUUGAGUAUGACAUUAAAGCAAAGAACAUCACCCGAGUGAUGAGAACCAACACUUGGCUCCUGUGUAAAGAACCACUGAGCUCAAUAUUUGAUUUUGAAAUCAAGGAAAAAGCACAUUCAGGAGGCGUGAGGCUAUUACAUCAUAAACAUUUAAGUUUUCUUAUUUUCAGCAUUAUUCAUCUGCUGAAAAAAAUUUAUAGCUAUCAAUAA